Messenger RNA from Cucumis sativus (cucumber), 499 nucleotides. RefSeq names its product thioredoxin H-type. The transcript is spliced from 3 exons. The coding region runs from base 72 to 419 and encodes 115 amino acids. The record is from RefSeq and is a predicted model, not a curated record. NCBI's taxonomy places the organism in Eukaryota, Viridiplantae, Streptophyta, Magnoliopsida, Cucurbitales, Cucurbitaceae.
UCGAUAGGCCAACUCAUUUUAAACUCACUCUUAUAUCCUUUUUCUUUCACAGUAGAAGAAGAAUUUGCAAAAUGGCAGAAAUGGGGAAAGUUAUUUCUUGCCACACUGUAUCCUCAUGGAAGCAGCACCUACUCAAAGCCGAACAAUGCAACAAGCUGGUGGUUGUGAACUUCACAGCUUCAUGGUGUGGCCCAUGUCGUUUCAUGGCUCCAAUUCUUGAAGAGUUGGCAAAGAAAAUGAGUAAUAAUGUUAUAUUCUUGAAAGUUGAUAUUGAUGAACUUAUGAGUAUUGCAAAGGAGUUUGGAGUCAGUUCCGUUCCUUCAUUUCAAUUCUUAAAGAAUGGAAAAUUGGUGGACAAGUUCGUGGGUGCAAAGAAAACUUUACUCCAAAACACUAUUUCCAAACAUUCAGCCUAUUGAAGAAAAGCAAUAAUAGUCAGUUCAAUAUAAACAAUAAGAAUGCUAUAAAGGUUAAUUAUUUUAGAGAUAUAUAUAUUGCC